UUCCUUCUUCCGUUUACAGCUGCGGAGAAAAAAAGUGAGCUGCAAAAUGGAGGGCCAUGACACUAAGGAGCCGGAGCAGUUACGAAAACUUUUUAUCGGUGGCCUGAGUUUUGAAACUACAGAUGAGAGUUUGAGGGCCCACUUUGAGCAAUGGGGAAAGCUCACCGACUGUGUGGUGAUGCGAGACCCGGCGAACAAGCGCUCGCGGGGGUUCGGUUUCGUGACGUACUCCUGCGUGGAGGAGGUGGACGCCGCCAUGGCGGCUCGCCCGCACAAGGUGGAUGGGCGUGUCGUGGAGCCCAAACGGGCCGUUUCCCGAGAGGACUCCUCCAAACCCGGUGCUCACCUGACAGUGAAGAAGAUCUUUGUGGGAGGGAUCAAGGAGGAUACUGAGGAGUACCACCUGAGGGAGUACUUUGAGACCUACGGGAAGAUAGAGAGCAUCGAGGUGAUGGAGGAACGCCAGACCGGCAAGAAGAGGGGGUUUUGCUUUGUCACUUUUGACGACCACGACACGGUGGAUAAAAUCGUUGCUCAGAAAUACCACACAAUAAACUCCCAUAACUGCGAGGUCAGGAAGGCACUGUCAAAACAGGAAAUGCAGGCAGCAUCCAAUCAGAGGAACAGGGGUGGAGGCUCAGGAAACUUCAUGGGCAGAGGAGGCAAUUUUGGUGGUGGAAACUUUGGCCGUGGAGGCAACUUUUCGGGUAGGGGAGGGUAUGGGGGCGGCCGAGGAGGUUAUGGUGAUGGUGGUGGCUACAAUGGGUUCGGUGGAGAUGGAGGAAACUACGGAGGGGGACCUGGCUAUGGGGGAGGCCGUGGGGGGUACGGGGGUGGAGGUGGCCCAGGGUACGGAAACCAGGGAGGAGGGUUCGGAGGAUACGAUAAUUACAACGAUGGAGGCAACUUCGGAGGGAACUUUGGUGGCAGUGGUGGAAACUACAAUGACUUUGGAAACUAUGGUGGACAGCAGUCCAGCUAUGGCCCCAUGAAGGGAAACAGCUUUGGCGGAAGGAAUUCGGGUGGACCGUACGGUGGUGGCUAUGGCUCUGGCGGAAGCGGGGGCGGCUACGGCAGUCGGCGAUACUAAUUUUUAUUUUUAGACGUGCAUACGGCUACAGUUCUUAAGCAGGCCAGGAGGUGAGCUGAGGGAUGGUCAGGAAAGCUGCAGGUUACUUUGAGACAGUCCUCUGAGGGCGUUAGAGGAGCACGCGAGGAGCGAGGAGCCCUAGUCAGAAAAGUUUCCGCAGCUUAAACAGGAGGCCGUUCCCCUUGAUAAGGACUGUAUCCACUAGCCACAAGAGCACAAGAGUGUAGCUACUGACUGAAGAAACAGUGUCUGUUAGAUGUACAUUCCUGGGGUCUCAUAUGUAGAUUAUUUACCCCUAUUUUUAUCUUUUACUCUUUUUUUUGCAUCUAAAAGAAUUACCCUUGUAUAUUGUGUUAGUGGAAUCAGGAAUAAAAAUGAGGAACUCUUUUUAACUGAAAAUGUGUAGUCAGUUUUUGUAUGCAGUUUUAAGUUGUUUUUGAUUGUUUGUUGUUUUCCUCUGGAGAUUGUCAUUAGGUUUGCAUGGCUACCCGUCUUUCUUUCUGUUUCUAAGAACUGAAAUCGAGUUCAGCAGAAACCAGUAAGAAACAGAUGGCCAGAAGAUGAGUGGAAAGUUGUCAGUUUAUUUUAUCAAAUAACAAGGUAUUUAGUGAUUCAUUGUGUUUCAGUAUCAAGUGACCCCUAAUUUGUAUUAAGUGUUAUGUGUGCUCAUUUUGAUUAGUGUAACACCUGAGUGAAAGCGGUCUGAAAGGCGUAAGGGCAUGUAAUUCCACACAUGUAUAAAUAGAAUUAUAGACUGUUAAAUAUUUUGAGACGUGAAAAUCAGAUUUAAUAAAGUUGUCUAGUAAAUUCCUUGCUGAAGUAUAGUGCGUCAUUGGUCGGGGAGGAGUCGCAAGAUGUUGUCACUCUGUUCCUGUCAUCGUUACCAAAUAUAGCCGUCAAAUAUCACCGGAAGCUUUUUUUUUACUUUUGUUUUUCCGGUGCCUUUUUUUUUUUCUUUGAAAGAAUUUAUUUCUUGGCUUGAUGACAAAGAGCUUCUGCUAGGUCUAAGGCGGAAACCUAGUAACGGCAAACCUAGCAACGGAAGUCUUGCACAUGCAGGAUUACUAAAGACUUAGACAAGGUAGGCCCAUGCGGCAGGACCUUGCCUCCCCCCCCCAGCACAGUGGAUCCAGUCAGCAUGUUGUUACAAGACAGGAGGCAGCGUGGAGGGCCACACCCACCGGGAGGAGAGUGUGCGGUUUCUGUGCGGGGUAGUGAGCGUCCUCAAGGCUAGCUGUACCUUCCGGGAAAACAGCUGACGCUAGCGAAGAAAGACUAGCAAGAGCUCCCGGACGUAUCGGAGACCCGUUGAAUCAUAGCUUCCAGAGUUGGGCAGAAAAAUGCGCAAUAGGUCUAGUGUCAGACCUGAAAGAGGAAGGGGGAGUGAGUACAAGGCUUUAAUACCUUUCAAACAGUACGUGAAGUAAAGAAGAAGGAAUGGUAACAUAGAGCCAGGUAAGAGUAAUCCCUUUGCUUGAUUUACAGAUGGGAAAAGAAGCUGUCUUCUUAACGGCUGAAAAUCUAUUUUGACACGUAAAGAUCGAAGGUUCUGGAUGGGUAAGGCUUGUCCCCCCCCC
Molecule: messenger RNA, 2667 nt
Organism: Megalops cyprinoides (Indo-Pacific tarpon)
Lineage: Eukaryota; Metazoa; Chordata; Actinopteri; Elopiformes; Megalopidae
Product: heterogeneous nuclear ribonucleoprotein A3-like
Exons: 11
Coding region: 47-1090 (347 amino acids)
Molecular function (GO): RNA binding
Source: RefSeq, a predicted model, not a curated record